AUGUCGUCGAAUGAAUCUGGUUUCACUGGAACUGGAACAGGUGGGGAUGUUUUUCAAGUAGAUUUAAAUCAACAAUUUCAACAAGGUGAUAUGGUAUGGAUUGCCAUUGCUGCAGUUAUUGUAUGGUUAAUGAUACCAGGGGUUGGAUUAUUAUAUUCAGGUUUAUCAAGAAAAAAACAUGCAUUAUCAUUAAUGUGGGCAGCUUUAAUGUCAGCAUGUGUAACAACUUUUCAAUGGUUUUUUUGGGGUUAUUCAUUAAUUUUUGCUCAUAAUGGUUCACAAUUUAUUGGUACUUUACAAAAUUUUUGUUUAAAAGAUGUCUUGGGAGCACCAGCAGUUGCUUCAACUUUACCAGAUAUUUUAUUUUGUUUUUAUCAAGGUAUGUUUGCUGCAGUAACUGGUAUUUUGAUGGUUGGUGCAGGUUGUGAAAGAGCAAGAUUAGCUCCAAUGAUGAUUUUCUUGUUUAUUUGGUUAACUAUAGUUUAUGCACCAGUUGCUUAUUGGACUUGGGGUGGUAAUGGAUGGUUAGCUAAUUUAGGUUCAUUAGAUUUUGCAGGUGGUGGACCAGUUCAUGAAAAUUCAGGAUUUUCAGCUUUAGCUUAUUCAUUAUGGUUAGGUAAAAGACAUGAUCCAGUUGCUCAAGGUAAAGUACCAAAAUAUAAACCUCAUUCAGUUAGUUCAAUUGUUUUAGGUACAUGCUUUUUGUGGUUUGGUUGGUUUGGAUUCAAUGGUGGUUCAACUGGUAAUGCUAAUAUGAGAUCAUGGUAUGCUUGUGUAAAUACUAAUUUAGCUGCUGCUAGUGGUGGAUUAACUUGGAUGUUUAUUGAUUAUUUUAGAACUGGUGGUAAAUGGUCAGUUGUUGGUUUAUGUACUGGUGCAAUUGCUGGUUUAAUUGGUAUUACUCCAGCAGCUGGUUUAGUUCCAGUUUAUACUUCAUUAAUAUUUGGUAUUAUACCAGCUAUUAUUUGUAAUUUUGCAGUUGAUUUAAAAGCAUAUAUUGGAAUUGAUGAUGGUAUGGAUGUUUGGGCAUUACAUGGUGUUGGUGGGUUUGUUGGAAAUAUUUUAACUGGUAUUUUUGCAGCUGAUUAUGUUGCAAUGAUUGAUGGUGUUGAAAUUGAUGGUGGUUGGAUUAAUGGUAAUUGGAAACAAAUUGGUUAUCAAUUUGCUGGUAGUAUAUCAGUUGCAGCUUGGUCAUUUAUUGUAACAUCAAUCAUUUUAUUAAUUAUGGAUAGAAUUCCAUUUUUAAAAUUAAGAUUAAAAGAAGAAGAAGAAAUGUUGGGAACUGAUUUAGUUCAAAUUGGAGAAUUUGCUUAUUAUGAUGAUAAUCAAGAUCCAGAAACUUCACCAUAUUUAUUAGAACCAGUUAGAUCAACUGAAGCAUUAAAAGAAAAAUUAAAAGCUACAACUUCAAGAAAACAAGAAGGUGUUGUUGAAACUGUAGCUGAAGAAAUUGAUGGGGUUGCUACUACCAGUGAUGAUCAUGAUGAAAGUCUUGAUAGUGAAACCAAAAAAUAA
Messenger RNA from Lodderomyces jiufengensis, 1515 nucleotides. It is a transcript of the gene MEP2, whose product is annotated as ammonium permease. Gene Ontology annotation, biological process: ammonium transmembrane transport. The transcript has a single exon. The coding region runs from base 1 to 1515 and encodes 504 amino acids. The record is from RefSeq and is a predicted model, not a curated record. NCBI's taxonomy places the organism in Eukaryota, Fungi, Ascomycota, Pichiomycetes, Serinales, Debaryomycetaceae. Gene Ontology annotation, cellular component: plasma membrane. Gene Ontology annotation, molecular function: ammonium channel activity.